Pelodiscus sinensis (Chinese soft-shelled turtle) is the source of this 2617-nucleotide messenger RNA. RefSeq names its product calcium/calmodulin dependent protein kinase ID (gene CAMK1D). NCBI's taxonomy places the organism in Eukaryota, Metazoa, Chordata, Testudines, Trionychidae. The record is from RefSeq and is a predicted model, not a curated record. Gene Ontology annotation, biological process: protein phosphorylation. Gene Ontology annotation, molecular function: ATP binding; protein kinase activity.
CUGCGCCGCCGCUGCCAUGGCCCGGGAGAACGGGGAGGGCAGCUCCUCCUGGAAGAAGCAAGCCGAGGACAUCAAGAAGAUCUUCGAGUUCAAGGAGACCCUGGGAACGGGUGCAUUUUCUGAAGUAGUUUUGGCAGAAGAGAGGGCUAGUGGAAAACUAUUUGCUGUCAAGUGCAUCCCCAAGAAAGCUCUGAAGGGGAAGGAAAGCAGCAUAGAGAAUGAAAUCGCUGUCCUGAGAAAAAUAAAACAUGAAAAUAUAGUUGCACUAGAAGACAUCUAUGAGAGUCCAAACCACUUGUAUCUGGUCAUGCAACUAGUGUCUGGAGGUGAGCUUUUCGACCGCAUAGUAGAGAAAGGAUUUUACACCGAGAAGGAUGCAAGCACUCUGAUACGGCAGGUGCUGGAUGCUGUGUACUAUCUGCACAGAAUGGGCAUUGUGCAUCGCGAUCUCAAGCCUGAGAACCUGCUGUACUACAGCCAGGAUGAAGAAUCGAAAAUCAUGAUCAGUGACUUCGGCUUGUCCAAGAUGGAGGGUAAAGGAGAUGUCAUGUCCACAGCAUGUGGGACCCCAGGAUAUGUUGCUCCUGAAGUGCUGGCCCAGAAACCUUACAGCAAAGCGGUGGAUUGUUGGUCUAUUGGGGUAAUCGCAUAUAUUUUGCUCUGUGGAUAUCCUCCGUUCUAUGAUGAAAAUGACUCCAAGCUCUUUGAGCAGAUCCUGAAAGCAGAAUAUGAAUUUGACUCUCCAUAUUGGGAUGACAUCUCAGAGUCUGCUAAAGAUUUUAUUCGGAACUUGAUGGAAAAAGACCCCAACAAAAGAUAUACCUGUGAGCAAGCAGCCCGGCACCCAUGGAUUGCAGGGGACACUGCCCUCAGCAAGAAUAUCCAUGAGUCUGUCAGCGCGCAGAUCCGAAAGAACUUUGCAAAAAGCAAAUGGAGACAAGCAUUUAAUGCCACUGCAGUUGUGAGACACAUGAGAAAGUUACAUCUUGGCAGUAGCUUGGACAGUUCAAAUGCAAGUGUGGCAAACACCCUCAGCCUGGCCAAUCCGCUUCCCGAUGGAACAACCAGAAAAGAUUGUAUGUCCCCAUCUGCUCUCUGUAGUUUUGUUUCAUCUGCUUCCUCGGGUAUUUCUGCAGUAGGAGGAGAACGGAGACCCAGGCCCACCACAGUAACAACAGUGCACACAGGGAGUAAGUGAUCAGAGGCAGAGGAUAGAGACGGGAAAGCCAUCAGGUCAAGCGUACCUACUCCGAACGAUUUCAUCCUGUUUUGUGCACUCGGCGAAGGACUAGAAGAGAGAAGAUUUUUUAUGGCCAUAUUUUAUACUGCAAUUCUGAAAUGUUUCAUUUACCACAAACUGCAAUGUCUCCAGGAGGAACGGAUCUAGCAGUCUCUGGUGCUGUAUAUAUGAGUCUAGCAAUGUUCUAACUAACAGACGCUCAUUCUUUUCCCCGGUGAUUUGCUUUCUUCUCAGUGUAGCUAACAGUAUAUGUUGUAUUUUUCCAUUAACUGAAAAGGACUCUGCUGGAUUAAUUAAAUAGAGGUAAUUUUUGAGAAUUAGAUUUUUUUUUCUUUUAGCAAGUACUUUCAGUCACAUCCCUACUUUCAGUUUGCUGAGGGAUAAAUUACUUCUGUAGGUAGAGAUUUGCAUUAACCUUACAAACAGGAGGAUUUGAAAGGCAUGCAAUUUUUAACUCCUAAAAUUAGACUGUAAACCUGUCAGAUCUUGCAGUGUCAUUACACUAAAACAAUCUGCUUUCCUUCUCUUUCUCCUUCUUGGAAACAAUGGUGAGUUGGUUGAAAACAACCAAUUAUGAGGUGCUGUGAACCAGCAACCCUCAUUGAUUUUGAAGGAAGUGGAAAAGUUCUAUGCUAGGAGCAGCUAGUAUGUGAGAAAAUAUUAUGCCUCAUCCUGCAGCUCUUAUAACCUUGCAGCUCAUCAGUAAGGUCACCUAACUAGGAGUGAGGAGAGCCUUGGUAAUUUUCCCAUCUCUGCCACUGACUCACUGCUUGCAAUUUGGGCAAGUGACUUGGGUCACCAUUUCCACAUGUGGCCUCUGGGUACCUCCAGUUUGGGACCUGUUAAUUGAGAGCUGGUGAGCACUGCAACCCACUGACUUCAGCUGAAGUUAUUGGCAGCUCAGCACAAGGCCCCAGGUGCCCAGAGCUGGACACCAAAAAUCAGAAAGUGUUUUUGAAAGUGUUGGUCUUAAAAAAACCCAAAUCUUCUGUGCCUCAGUUUUCCCAUCUGUAAAGUGGAGUUAAUACUACACACUACAGCAUGGGCACAACCUGACUUUCACUGCAGCAUGUAAGCUACCUGUACCUUACACCACUGCAGGCAUGGACAAAGCUGUAAAGAGUGGCACUGUUACUGCUUUAUCAUAAGAGUUUUAAAUAUUCUUGAACAGAAGAGAAAGCCCACUGCACUUAUGAACAUUGUGACACAUAUUCAGAUCUCUACAAUCAUUCCCAGAUUUGAGUUUUCUUCCUGGAGGAGAAAAAGUAAAAGGGGCGUUCCUAAAAAUCAGAAAUAUUUAAGUACAAGUUGAAUCUCUCCAGUCUGGUAUCCUUGGGAUCUGACUGGUGCUGAACCAGAGAAUUUUCUGUACCACUG